This is a messenger RNA of Pelobates cultripes (western spadefoot toad), 3762 nucleotides long. The record is from the annotation of a GenBank genome assembly. Lineage: Eukaryota; Metazoa; Chordata; Amphibia; Anura; Pelobatidae.
AUGAGACAAAUCCAGCCAAUCUACCCAAUAAAAUCUCUUGCUACAGAAUGUCAAUCUAUAGUUUCCUAUUCAUCCUGUGCAUUCAAGACAUCUCUCCCAGUUACAGACAACAAGGUAACCACUGGAUUUACUGGUGGGGUCUGUUCUAUUCUCUGAACAUCCUGGAUGUGUGAUUGUAGUGAUUUAUCAAGUGUGCUGCUUUUUUCAAUUACAAGGUAAAUUCAAUUUUCACCUCUUAGCAUUAUAGUCUUUUUUUUUUUUUCACCAAAAUGAUUGCACUUUAGUCACUCAGAUUUUAUCCAAGUGAUUCAAUAUAACUUUAAACUGAUCAGCUGAGCGUGGAGUUAUAUAGACAUAGUUAUUUUAUUGGGUUCAAUGUGUGGUUUUUUUUUUUUAUAAAUGUGAUAGUGUUACACUAUAUAGUCUUUACCUUUUUAAGGUACUGGAAUAUAUCUGCACCACCUGAAUAUUAAAUACAAAGUUGUAGGACUGAAAAGCUUUUAGAACACUGUUUUUCCAUUGAAGGCUGUUGCUAGCAUAACUGUAUGCUCAUUCACUGUAUGUGCCAGAUUGUAUUUGUAUGUUUGGACACUUAGGUAUUAGCCAUAUGAAUAGGCUCUUGUACAACCCCUGGCAAGUUUGUUUUUUAGGGACAGACCUACUAAGCGCUUGCAUAAAUGUUGGUUUUUUUAUUUGUUAAAAAUAACAGUUUUUUAAGGUGUUUUGAUUCCCAGCGGCUGUUUUAUUGAUUUUGUUUUUUCGUAUAUUUUUUUUUAUUAUUUAAAAAAACUUGUUUGUGCUUCUCUAAAUAGUUUUUAUUAGAAUGGAGUGAUAUAGCUGAAUGUUACAUUUACCAUGUCUUCUGCCUAGAAUGUAAUCAUUCCCAGCAUGCAUCUGAUCUAUUUUUCCUUUUUUACCUACAUAACACAGUAUGUGCAACAUCAUGGGUUAAAUGUGUUUAGUUGCUUUAAAAUUAAACUUAAAACAUAAAUGUAAAAAUUGUCAGAUAUAAAAUUGUGCAAAAAUCUCAGAUAUGGCAGUUUCUCUUUAUUGAUACAUUAUAGUAUUUAAAGCAUGUACAAAGUAUGUUAUAGAACUAUAACAAUGUUCCAUUUAAAAUUUAUAUUUGGUCUUGUGAUCCUAAUGAAAACCUUAUCCUUUCAGUUAUAAUCCUAGUUUUUCUACUGUUCUAAUAUGAUCAAUAUAUAACUCACUUUGUCAUUUUAUGAUGGUAUUUUGUGUCUUACAUUUUGAUUAGAUAUUCUUUAAAGGACCACUACAGUGCCAGGAAAACAAACUCCUUUCCUGCACUAUAGUGCCCUGAGGGUGCCCCCACCCUCAGGGUCCCACUCCCGCCGGGCUGAAGGGGGAAGAAGGGGGAUAAACACUCACCUUUCUCCAGUGCUGGGCUCCCUCGGUGCUGGGGACUCUCCUCCUCCUCCGCAUUCAGUCAGUCCAUAGGAAAGCAUUCUCAAUGCUUUCCUAUAGACAUUGGCGUCUUCUCACUGUGAAAAUCACAGUGAGAAGUGUGGAAGCGCCUCUAGCGACUGUCAAUGAGACAGCCACAGAGACUGGAUUAACCCUCAAGUAAACAUAGCAGUUUCCCUGAAACUGCUAUGUUUACAGCAGUAAGGGUUAAUCCUAGAUGGACCUGGCACCCAGACCACUUCAUUAAGCUGAAGUGGCCUGGGUGCCUAUAGUGGUCCUUUGAGCAAUGUAAUGACUCAAUCUUUGUGUUGUCAUUAUGUUGGCUUGGUUUUUGUUGUGCUGUUCCCUGGUUUUAUGUCAAACUAUUUAAAGGUUGUUUGAUAUAAACUAAAAAUGGUCAUGUUUUGAUUUGUUAAUUUUUGAAUUUCGGACACCUCAUUAUUCCCUGCAGGGUAUAAAUGAAGGAGGCAAUCACAUAGUUACAAAGCACCAAUUUAUGGAAUAUCUACAAAAAAAGUAAUUUUCCUACUUUUGCUCUUUUAGCUCUUUAGUAGAUAACUUCCUAUUUUGCUAACCUUGUCAAAACAAAUGGCUCAGUAACAAGUUACUGCUUUUGCUAUCUUUGCGGUGGUUCAAACCUUUUUUCACUUUUUUCUUGCUUGGUAAUGUUUUGAUUCAUUUUGAUUUGUUUACUUUCAAUUCAGACCCUUUUGAAUUGCAGAAUUUGGAUGAAUUCGGUCAAAAUUAAUUUAAUUCCAAAACAAAUUGCACAUGUGUAAUUUAAACCAAAGCUCUAGAAGGCAACUGCCAAGUUAACCACCACCAGGAGACCAACAUAUCACAUACCAACAGGAGGAGAAUCGGGUGGGGGGGGGAGGAGGAGGAGAAUCUGGGGGGGGGAGGAGGAGAAUCUGAGGGGAGGAGGAGAUGCUGGGGGGAGAAGAGGAGAGGAGGAGAUGCUGGGGGAAAGAAGAUAAUUAAUUUGGACAACUGUAUGAGUUGUUUUUUCUAAACUUAAACCUCAGUAUUCAGGUUUAUUUGCCGUGUUGGCACUUUGAGGAAAAAAAGUUGGCAUGCAUUGCGGUUUGGGCACUCGGGCUCAAAAAGGUUCACCAUCACUGUUCUAGGACCUGGUAAGUAUUGCUUUGUUUAUAGAAACAAAUUUAAAAAGUUGAAUUUUUUUCACCUUUUGUACUUUAUUUAUUUGGCAAGGAAGUCAAGUUUUAUCACACUAAUUUUUAAAAUUAACUUAUAAUAUAAUAAGCAAGAAAAAAAAAUAAUAGAAUGUAACCUGAAAAUAAAUCUUAUAUUAUAUUGGUUGUUUAUUUUUUUUUAUAGAUAGUACAGCUUCUGGAUACCAUAGAGAUGGAUAUUUUAAAAGCUGAGAUUGCCCGGAAGAGGAAGCAACUAGCAGAGAAAGACCUGUUUGUGGAAGGAAAAACAUAUUUUAAGCGCAGUGAACUUGCUGAAAAAGAAAAGGAAGACUAUUUUGAAAGAUGUGGCUUCACGGUGCAGAGCCAAGAUGAAGAAGAAGAGAAGGUGCCUACAUCAUCAAAUAAUCCAGGUCUGGAUUUGGAGCUGGUUGAAGAGAAGAUACCAGUGACUCUCUCAAACCAGGAGGUCAUUCGGAGGUUAAGAGAUAGAGGUGAGCCAAUCCGGCUCUUUGGAGAAACAGAUUAUGAUUCAUUUCACAGGUUGAGAAAAAUUGAGAUCCUUGCUCCGGAAAUAAACCAAGGUUUAAGAAACGAUUUGAAAGAUGCCAUGGAUGAGAUUGACCAACAAUAUUUAAUUGAACUUGGCCAGGAGACAAGAGAGAAGGAUACUCAGAACGAUUUGAAAGUCCAUGAAGAAAACACAACAAUUGAAGACCUUGUGGCUUUGGGAGAGUGUUUAGGAAAAGGGGAUGAUAUCAAAGACAUGGGCAUAAUAAACAAAGUUCUGAGAUUCCUUCUUGGUGUAUGGGCUAAAGAUCUAAAUUCAAGGGAUAACAGUGUGAAAUGUAGCAUUUCAGGGAAAGUGGCAAGUGCCACCCAUAAGCAAACUGAAUCCUAUCUAAAACCAUUGUUUCGGAAGCUGCGGAAAAAAACUCUGCCUGCUGACAUCAAAGAAUCGAUAACAGACAUUAUUAAAUUCAUGUUGCAAAGGGAAUACGUAAAGGCAAAUGAUGCCUAUCUGCAGAUGGCAAUAGGCAAUGCACCAUGGCCUAUGGGUGUUACAAUGGUGGGUAUUCAUGCCCGUACAGGCCGUGAAAAAAUCUCUUCCAGGCAUGUGGCGCAUGUGCUGAAUGAUGAAACUCAGCGGAAAUACAUUCAGGGACUGAAGAGAUUAAUGACU